AUAAAUAAUAUUAACCAAGCUACCUCUGGUUUGAAAACUUCAAUACCAUUAACUAUGAAAGGAAUUGCUAAAGCACUAGAUACUGUAUUUGAAAAUUUAAAUAAAACCAAUUCCAAACUAAACCGUAUUAAUAAAGUAUUUGAGCAAUAUCAAGAAACUAUUUCUAUUCAAGCUACAAAGCUUCAAGACAUGUAUAAUAAUUUAAACACAAUAUUUCAAGAUAUUUUUUCUACUUUAAGCAUGAAUAUCUUAGAAAUACAAGAUAAA
Messenger RNA from Racocetra persica, 267 nucleotides. NCBI's taxonomy places the organism in Eukaryota, Fungi, Glomeromycota, Glomeromycetes, Diversisporales, Gigasporaceae. The record is from the annotation of a GenBank genome assembly.